Molecule: messenger RNA, 2402 nt
Organism: Chironomus riparius
Lineage: Eukaryota; Metazoa; Arthropoda; Insecta; Diptera; Chironomidae
Source: the annotation of a GenBank genome assembly
UUAAAAAGGUUAAGAUUGAAGCAAGUUACACUGUACUUUUUGCAUUGUUUUUAUCAAAAUUAAUUUUCUUAAUUUUACCACGUAAAAUCAAGUUUAACUAAGUCUAUAAGUAUUUCAUCAAGUAAAAUCAACUACGGUAAACAGCAUAGAGUAAAUUGUGCAGUGAAAAACCUGAUAAUUGCAUGUUAAUUUCAAGUUCGGCUAAAUUAUGGGAGAAAAUUUAAUUAAAAUUGAUAUUGAAUGGGGACACGAAAGGCUAGUAAGAGCUCAGCAAACAGUUGAAUUGCGUCCAUACGACAUUGAAAGCUGGUCUAUAUUACUGAGAGAAGCACAAUCACGAAAUUGUAAUGAAGUUCGGUCGCUUUAUGAAUCACUUGUGGCUAUUUUCCCAACAACUGCUCGUUACUGGAAGAUAUACAUUGAGCAGGAAAUGAAAUCAAAGAAUUUUGAAAGAGUUGAGAAGCUUUUCCAGCGAUGUCUUGUGAAAAUUCUAAACCUUGAUUUGUGGAAACUUUAUCUUACUUAUGUUAAGGAAAAUAAGGCAGGACUAAGUACACACAAGGAAAAGCUUGCACAAGCCUAUGACUUUGCUCUCGAGAAAAUAGGAAUGGAUCUUCAUUCUUUCUCAAUCUGGUCUGAUUACAUCAACUUUUUAAAGAGUUUCGAGCCAAUUGGAAGUUUUGCUGAGAAUCAAAAAAUCACUGCAAUCCGCAAAGUUUAUCAGAAAGCAGUUUUGACACCAAUUAUUGGUAUAGAAGUGCUUUGGAAGGAAUACAUUCAAUUUGAGCACAACAUCAAUCCAGUCAUUUCUGAGAAAAUGAGCUUGGAAAGAUCGCGAGACUAUAUGAAUGCUCGACGUGUCGCUAAGGAACUUGAAAAUAUCACAAAAGGCUUAAAUAGGAACUUACCAGCUGUUCCACCAACAUUGUUGAAAGAAGAAUUUAAACAGGCUGAAUUGUGGAGAAAGUUCAUCAAUUUUGAAAAGUCAAAUCCGCUCAGAAGUGAAGAUACAGCACUAGUUUCCCGGCGUGUCAUGUUUGCGACAGAACAGUGCUUGCUAGUUAUGUGUCAUCAUCCUUCCUUCUGGAUCAUGGCAGCGCAAUAUUUGGACAUAACUGCAAAGCACUUGACCGAAAAAGCCGACACAAAUGCAGCAAAAAUAUUUUACGAUGAAGUUUCAAAUAUCUUAGAAAGAGCCAUAAAUGGAGUUAUGGUCAAAAAUGCUUUGAUUUAUUUCAUAUUUGCUGAUUUUGAGGAAGGUCGAUUAAAGUACGAAAAAGUCCAUCAAAUGUACAACAAGUUCUUAUCAAUUCCUGAUAUUGAUCCUACUUUGAUUUACAUCCAAUACAUGAAAUUCACAAGACGAGCCGAAGGAAUCAAGACAGCACGUGGAGUUUUUAAGAAAGCAAGAGAAGAUGUUCGAUCACGUUAUCAUGUCUUUGUGGCUGCUGCUUUAAUGGAAUAUUAUUGUAGUAAGGAUAAGGACAUAGCAUUUAGAAUUUUCGAGCUAGGUCUGAAGAGAUUUGGGGGCAGUCCUGAAUAUGUCUUGUGCUACAUCGACUACUUAUCGCAUUUAAAUGAGGAUAAUAAUACACGAGUUCUAUUUGAGAGAGUUCUAUCCAGUGGAGGGCUUACAAAUCAAUUGUCUGUCCAGAUCUGGAACAAGUUCUUAGAGUUUGAAUCAAAUAUUGGCGAUUUGUCAUCAAUUGUUAAAGUAGAGCGUCGUCGAAGUGCUGUUUUAGAGAACUUGAAAGAAUAUGAAGGCAAAGAGACAGCACAAUUGAUUGAUCGAUAUAAGUUCCUAGAUUUAUUUCCAUGUACUCAGCCAGAGCUUAAAUCUGUUGGAUAUCAUGAAAUCUCGUCAAUCAGUACAGGUCAAAAAGUUGUUCAGCAAAAUCCAGAGGAAGAGGAAUCACAAAAGGUCUUGCCGCGACCUGAUUUCUCUCAAAUGAUUCCUUUUAAACCAAAAGCUAAUGCUUAUAAUGGAGAACAUCCAAUGGGAGGCGGCACAUUUCCACAACCACCAGCUUUGGCUGCAUUAUGUGCUAUUAUACCACCUCCUGUAUGCUACAGAGGACCAUUUGUGUCUGUUGAUAAGCUCAUUGAUGUCUUUAAUCAGAUCAAAAUUGACACUCCAGUUCCUGUUGCUGAGAAUGGGUUAGACACGAAGUUGUUUGAUUUAGCCAAAUCAGUCCAUUGGAUUGUAGACGAAAGUCAUCAAUACACAAAUGAAGGUAUGAAGAGACGUCGAAUUUUGCCAGGCGGUGGAGAUGAUUCAGAUGAUGAAAAUGCAGCAAACCCACCUGCAAAUGAUAUAUAUCGAUUGAGACAGCAAAAACGUUUAAUCAAAUAAGUCUAUGUUAAAAUUUUCGAUAUCUACUUGAAUGAAUAAAUUUUUUUAA